Messenger RNA from Globicephala melas (long-finned pilot whale), 703 nucleotides. NCBI's taxonomy places the organism in Eukaryota, Metazoa, Chordata, Mammalia, Artiodactyla, Delphinidae. The record is from RefSeq and is a predicted model, not a curated record.
CACAUCGGAACCUCCCGCGCUGUCCAACCAUGGUCAACCCUACCGUGUUCUUUGACAUUGCUGUCAAUGGCGAGCCCUUGGGCCGCGUCUCCUUCGAGCUGUUUGCAGACAAAGUUCCAAAGACAGCAGAAAACUUCCGUGCUCUGAGCACUGGGGAGAAAGGCUUUGGUUAUAAAUGUUCCUGCUUUCACAGAAUAAUUCCGAGAUUUAUGUGCCAGGUUGGUGACUUCACAUGCCAUAAUGGCACUGGUGGCAAGUCCAUUUAUGGGGAGAAAUUUGAUGAUGAGAAUUUCCUCCUGAAGCAUACGGGUCCUGGCAUCUUGUGCAUGGCAAAUGCUGGCCCCAACACAAACGGUUCCCAGUUUUUCAUCUGCACUGCCAAGACUGAGUGGUUGGAUGGCAAGCAUGUGGUCUUUGGCAAGGUGAAAGAGGGCAUGAAUAUUGUGGAAGCCAUGGAGCGCUUUGGUUCCAGGAAUGGCAAGACUAGCAAGAAGAUCACCAUUGCUGACUGUGGACAAAUCUAGUAAUAAAUUUGACUUGUGUUUUAUCUUAACCACCAGACCAUUCCUUCUGUAGCUCAGGAGAGCACCCCUUCAUCCCCAUCUGCUCAAAAUAUACUGUAAUCUUUGUGCUCUCAUUGCACUUCUUUGGGUUCCAUAUUUUCCUUAUUCCCCUCCAAGUUUAGCUGAAUUGCAAAGUUAAG